Messenger RNA from Arachis stenosperma, 1507 nucleotides. Its product is annotated as beta-glucosidase 12-like. Gene Ontology annotation, biological process: carbohydrate metabolic process. Gene Ontology annotation, molecular function: beta-glucosidase activity. The record is from RefSeq and is a predicted model, not a curated record. The transcript has 13 exons. The coding region runs from base 179 to 1507 and encodes 442 amino acids. NCBI's taxonomy places the organism in Eukaryota, Viridiplantae, Streptophyta, Magnoliopsida, Fabales, Fabaceae.
UAUCGGCGUGGUCUUUGCUACUUGUUCUUCUUCUUCUUCGCUCAAUCGGAGCAGUUUUCCAGAAGGUUUCAUCUUUGCCACAUCCGCAUCUGCAUAUCAGUACGAAGGUGCAGCAAAUGAAGGUGGAAGAGGUCCAAGUAUAUGGGAUACCUUCACUCACAAAUAUCCAGAGAAAAUAAUGGACAGAAGCAAUGCGGAUGUUCUCAUUGACCAAUAUCACCGCUACAAGGAGGAUGUUGGGAUCAUGAAAUAUAUUAAUUUGGAUGCAUACAGAUUCUCUAUCUCUUGGUCUAGAAUACUCCCAAAAGGAACGCUUAGUGGAGGUAUAAACCAAGAAGGAAUCAAAUAUUACAACAACCUCAUCAAUGAGCUGCUGGCUAAUGGUAUACAACCAUUUGUUACCCUCUUUCAUUGGGACCUUCCUCAAGCCUUAGAAGAUGAUUAUGGAGGUUUUUUAAGCCCUCGCAUAGUAGAUGAUUUCCAAGAUUAUGCGGAUCUUUGUUUUAAGGAGUUUGGAGAUAGAGUAAAACAUUGGAUUACUCUGAACGAACCAUCGACUUUCAGCACCGCUGGCUAUGUAAUAGGGAUGUUUCCGCCGGGACGUUGUUCCGAUUGGCAAAAGCUAAACUGCACCGGUGGUGAUUCUGGAAUUGAACCCUAUUUAGUGGCACACCACCUUCUCCUUGCUCAUGCAGCUGUUGUUCAAUUGUACAAGGCAAAGUAUCAGGUACCAUUGUUACUUGAAAGGCAAAAUAAAACAACUACUCCUCCAAAGGGUUUGAUAGGUAUAAUAUUGAUAUCUCACUGGUUCGUGCCACUUUCGGAUACCAAAUUGGAUCAAGAAGCUGCUCAACGAGCAAUUGAUUUCAUGUUUGGAUGGUUUAUGGAACCGUUGACCAGAGGAGACUAUCCACUAAGCAUGAGAUCCUUGGUUGGAAAAAGAUUGCCAAAGUUUUCAAAAGAGGAAGCCAUGAAAAUCAAUGGCUCAUUUGAUUUUCUUGGACUAAACUUUUACACUGCUAAUUAUGCUGCCGAUGCACCUCAUCUUCAGCAUGCCACACCCUCUUACCUCACAGAUUCUCUUACCAUUCUUACAACUGAGCGAGAUGGGAUACCCAUAGGUCCAAAGGCCGCUUCAUUUUGGUUCUAUAUUUACCCAAAAGGGCUUUAUUACCUGCUGCUCUACAUCAAGGAAAAGCACAACAAUCCUUUGAUUUACAUUACUGAGAAUGGUGUGGACGAAUAUAAUGAUCCAACGUUAUCAUUGGAGGAAGCUCUUGCUGAUCCUUACAGAAUUAAAUUUCACACUGAUCAUCUUUUUUAUCUUCGAUCAGCAAUUUGGAACGGUGUAAAUGUCAAAGGAUAUUUUAUAUGGUCAUUAUUCGAUAAUUUUGAAUGGGCUGAAGGCUACACAGUGCGAUUCGGAAUUUACUUUGUGGACUACAACAAUGAUAUGAAAAGGUGUGAAAAGCUUUCUGCAAAAUGGCUUAAGAAUUUUUUAAAGUAA